Molecule: messenger RNA, 1336 nt
Organism: Contarinia nasturtii (swede midge)
Lineage: Eukaryota; Metazoa; Arthropoda; Insecta; Diptera; Cecidomyiidae
Product: GATA zinc finger domain-containing protein 14
Exons: 6
Coding region: 269-1189 (306 amino acids)
Biological process (GO): tissue regeneration; cell adhesion
Cellular component (GO): membrane
Source: RefSeq, a predicted model, not a curated record
ACGAACGAGAAUCGAUGCGAUCCAACACACAAAGCACAGUUUUUGUUCGUUCAUUUUUAGUUGAAUACCAAGCACGGUGCUAGAAAGACGCAAUAUUUCAGUGUCAUCGUGCUGCUGUAGAAAUAGCGACAACACAUAAGGAACAACAUAUGAGAGAAUAAUUACAACGUUCACAAGAACGAUUUGAAGUGUAAACAUACAUAAUUUGGUUGUUAAUUUUUUGUGUAAAACGUUGGAAUUUUUUUGUUGAAGAAGAAGAAGAAAAAAAAUGUCGUCGAUAGCGGCUGAUCAAGUGAAUAUUGAUGUGGAGCAGUUGAACGACGCAAAUAAACACAAUACAUUGCGAGUGGGUGAGCUGGCUGUAGACGGGCGACAUCGGUCGGGUCAUGCAGAACGCUCGGGUCAUAAUCGUAACGGGAGCAAUCACAGCCAGAAUGGACGAUCGCGUCGGAGAUCUCGAUCACGUUCACGUUCACAUUCACCAUCACAUCGUAACAAACGAGCCACAGAGACCGCAGCACCACCAACCGAAAGAGAUGUAACAAGCAAUUCACAUGACGUUGAACCGCUUUUGGUGACAAAUACAAACCAUAAAAAACAAACUGAAUUGGAUAACGAAGGCGAUUCGGAUGAGAAUGUUGCACAAAAUGAUAACGAUUCAAACAAUUCAGGUGUAGAUGAUGGAUUUUUUGUAGGUACAAGAGCUGAUACCGAUAACGAUGCAAAACAUCACCAUCAAAAUCACAACCAUAAUGACCAUAAUGUUCCUCAUGACAAUAAUCCACCGUUCCCAUAUGCACCCGGAUUCAAUCCAAACGUGAUAUUUGAUUCAGCUGGAAAUCCACAAGUCGUGCCCGACAUCAAUGUUUAUCAACAAAAAAAGAAUUUAGCACAAGGUAUGAUGGAUUUGGCGCUACUUUCGGCGAACGCAAAUCAAUUGCGAUAUGUGGUCGAAACAUAUAAAGUACAUCCGUACUACUGGUUCAGUUUGAUUUCGAUCUCAAUCAGUUUGAUUUUACAGGUUGCGGUCGGUGUCGGUUUGAUUUUGAACAGUCGAUACAAUGUUAAAAAUAAAGAGCAAAUUUGCCGUGCCGAUAAAAUCAAUAAUUUUACAAUUAUUGGCAUUUUUUUAAUCACAACAGUGAAUGUGUUCAUCACAGCUUUUGGCGUUGCACCAGCGCCCACAUAACAAAUUUUUACGUUAAAUAAUAGGCGAAAAUAAGUGAAGCAGUAUUCUUUUUGUUAUUUGAAAAACUAAACGUUUAAGUGUUUAACGUACGAUUUGGAGAUAUUUUAAAAAUUUUAAUUAAUUAAUGUCUGACAGUGGUAAUGCAUG